UGUCUUUACAUAGCUCUGGUCAGGAAAUUUACCUAUUUAUUAUUUUAUUCAGUUUUCAUCUCAGUUGUGUAUAACGGCCUUUAAGGCUCAUCAUCACUUCAAACUUUGAAAUUGAAUUUUCAAACUUGUUUUGUAUCAUGUUUUGAGUCAUGCCCUCAAUAUUUAAAACAUUAAUAAAUCCUAGUACCUGGAAAGUAUUACUUAAGCAUCUAAUAGUUUUAGGUGUUCUCAUAGAAGGCAAAGUCAACAAUGAUUAGUAAAAAUGCAAUCUAGAUUAGACAAACUAUUUAUAUUGCUCGAUACUGGAGCAAACAUUAUUACAAAACAAGCUGCUGCAGAGCAAUUGGGAGAAGUACAACGCUUGCACCCGCAUGAACUGCAUCACCUAUUAGCAAAAGUAUCUCGUCUAUUAAAAUCUGUACAAUGGGAUACAAGAAUCGCUGCUGGUAAUGCAAUUCAUUCCAUUCUCUCACAAGUUCCUCAGUGGAAUCCAACACCUGCUUCGAAUCAAGAUGACUUUGAAAAAAAUGCAAAUUGGACUGAUACCUCCUCGAAAUUAAAUUUUGAAACUUUUGAUGUCGAAAAAGUUGUAACUCAAAAUUUAUUAGUAGCUGCUGAAGAAACAGAUCUUGACGUUGAUUCGAGUAUCGUUAAAUCAAAUUGGACUGAUCAAAGAGAUUUUUCGGAUAUUUAUUCAUCCUUUCCAGUAUCCGAUGUUGACAAACUGAAUAACAAACAUCUUAAAGAUGAUGUUUUUUACUUUUCAUGUGCUGAUUCAAACUUAUUUAAUGAUCAAUCUUGGACCUUAAGUAGAAGGGAAGUUAAUAAGGUUCGAAGAAAAUCAAAAAACUCGAAACAAAACUUUUCCGAAGCAGUGAAUACCAAAGAAACUAAGUUCUCGAUUGAAAAUGAUCCCAAUUUUAGUGAUACAUAUUGUAAAAAUAAUGAAGAAACAUCAGUUAAAAGAAUGAAAAUCGAACAUGAUGAUGCGAAGUCAUGGUAUGAUUUUGAUAAUGGUAAUGUAACUGACCUCAGGUGUGUGACACCAGAUGGGCCUAAGUCAUGGCCAGACUCUGCUAUUUAUUGGCCGUUUGAAGCUUUUGUAGAGAAUCUUCUUCAAGAUUUAUUUAGUUCAAAAUGGGAAAUAAGGCAUGGAGCUGCUACAGGAUUAAGAGAAAUAAUAAAACUCCAUGGAAAAGGAGCUGGGAAACAGAGAAAUCAAACUAUAAAUGAAAUGAAAGAAAGUCAUUGCAAAUGGAUAAUAGACGCCACACUUCGAAUUUUAAGUGUUAUAGGUUCUGAUCGGUUUGGUGAUUUCGUAUCUGACCAAGUUAUUGCUCCCGUUCGGGAGACUUGUGCUCAAGCAUUCGGUUUUCUGGUUUUUUUGAUACCAAAUGAAGAUUCUAGCCAAACUAAAAAUAUUUAUAUUUCGAAUUUAUUAUCUAUUCUCAUAAAAAUGCUUGAUAGUAAUGCAUGGGAACCAAGACAUGGAGCACUUUUAGCUCUUAAAUAUUUGCUCAUUAUUAGAAAUGAUCUACAUGAUGAUUUAAUUCCUAGAAUAUAUCCAGUGUUAUUAAAAAGUCUUACAGAUCCAGUUGAUGACGUUGGGGCUAUGGCUGCAAGUGCACUCAUUCCAAUAGCUCCAAGUUUAAUGAAACAUUUAGAUAUCAAAAGUAUUGAAGAUAUCAUGCUAAAUUUAUGGGAGUUGAUUGAAGAACAAGAUGAUUUAGCUACAGCUUGUAACAGUUUCAUGGAGUUACUGGCUGCAAUAACAUCAUCUAUAGUACUUGUUGAUUCUAAUUUUUCAUUCCAAGCUGUUAGAAAGAUUUUACCGCGUCUCUGGCCUUUUCUUCAUCAUGCGAGUUCUAAUGUUCGAAAGGAAACUCUAGAAACAAUUAUGAUUUUAACCUCGAAAAAUGGAACGACAGAAUUCAAUUUGGAAGAUUUUUAUUGGAGGGAUUAUGUCACGAUAUUCCAAAAAAUACUACAUAAUGUUUAUCAGAGGGUUCUUGUUGAACAUAUCCCAUCUAUACAAACACUUGCAGAAAAAGCAUGGGAGCGUAUGCUUUCCGAGAGUCAUCUUGAUCUUAUUUUACAUGCAACUUGCCCACUUAUUAGUACUUGGUUUUGUCUUUGUAUGCAGCCACAUAAUGUUCCUUACAAUACUUUUGUAUUGAAAUUUAAGAAAAGUAAAAAAAAUAAUAGUAAUGAAAAUUAUAGCAAUGAAAUUUACAGUAAUGAGGAUUUAUCAGAUGGUUUAAAUUUUCCAUCAACGGGUAAUGUGAUAUAUAUCGGUGGCAUAGAAACAGUUUCAGAAACAUCAAGAAAUGUAAGCGUCAAUCGAGCUCGCUGUGCGGCUGCAAGAAUGCUUGGAUUAUUGUCAACCUAUAUAAUCAUGCCUGCUCCUAGUACAGUACAAAAUUUUGAAGAUUCUCAUCCUUGUAUGUAUUAUGCAAAAAUAUUUUUAGUUCAUUUGAAUUCUAAAUCCGCUAUACAAAGAAUGAUGAUUGGUUUGAUUAUGACACAAUGGGCAAGGCAUCAAAUUCAAUUACCAAGUUUACCAUCUCUACUUCGAGAUCGAUUAUUGAAGUGCUUAUCUGAAUAUCCACACUAUGAUGAAAUAGCAAAUAGACUUUACCGAUUAUUUCAAGAAUAUAGAGAAUAUCAAAGUCUCUUGCAAGAACAUUUUAUUAGUUUUCCGAAAGAGUUCAAUGAAGAUGAAGUAAUAUCAACAGAUCAAUUACUAGUUUUAGUGUCAUCACCGAUUCCAUUUUCAGAUGAGAGCAAAAAAACGUGUCCGCUAAAAACAAAAAUAGAUUCUGUUACAUAUAAAAACUUGGACGAAAGAAGAAAUCUAAUAAAAAAUGAUGUUUUAAUUUGCGCUGCUCAACAACAAGCACUACAUAUAAUGGCCAAUGCUGCUCUAGCAGGAGCGGUAAUUAGAUUUGAUUUUAUUCCUAGUUCACCUGAACCUUUGAAUCCUCUUAUUAAACCUCUCAUGGAUUCAAUAAAAAAAGAAGAAAAGGAAGAAUUUCAAAAAUUUUCAGCAAAAAAUUUGGCGGUUUUAGUAAGAAAAUGUAUCUCGCGUAAACCAUGCCCGAAUUCAAAGAUUGUAAAUAAUUUAUGUAGGUAUCUCUGUUCCGACACAGAUAAUACACCAGUUGUAGUGACAUGCAGUGAUGGUAACUCUGAUCAUUUUAAUGGUAUUAUAACAUUAUCACACAACUUAAAGUGUCAAGCAAAAGAAACAGCUGAAAAGUUGACAGAUGAUACUUCUGUAGAAUGUGAUAAUUUAGCUGUUAGUACACCAAAAAAUUCUGCCGAAAUCAGAACAAGGGGAGCAAUUUAUGCCUUAAGAGCAAUUGCUGAUGAAGUUGGAGCUGAACUUCCUACCAAACUAGCUGACUUUUGGAAGCUUAUUUUACCAGAAAAUUUGACGCAUUUCGGUAUCGAUAAUAAUGAUUUAUUGAUAGAAAAAAAUAAUCAAUUGAUAUAUAACCUGCAAAUUCUAGAAGUGAUGUUGCCAAGUUUGGAAAACUCUUUGUAUGAACAUAUAUUAAAAUACAUACAAAAUGUAUGUUUACUAUUAUCAAAUCCAUAUAAGGCUGUGAGAAAUUUGGCAUCACGUUGUAUAGCUGCCUCAGCAUCUCGCAACUCUAAAAAAACUAUACCAGCUGUACUCAACAAAAUUAUUGAAUUUCUCGAUCCUAAAAAUGAUGCGAAUCCGUUAUGUAAAACACAAGAAUCAAAAACUUACUGUCGACAAGGAGCUGUUGAAGUAAUUGCUUGUAUUGUAGAUGAAUGCAAGCUUGAAAUAGUACCUUACAUAGUGCAUUUUCUGAUCCCAUUAUUGGGUUGUAUGAGUGAUAACAAUGAGUCAGUACGUUUAUUAAGUAGUGUCACAUUUGCCAGCCUGAUACAAAUGAUUCCUCUAGCUACAAAUAUAUUUUCUACUAAUGAAAUUAAUGAAAAAAAAGAGGAAUGGCAGUUCCUGAAUCAACUUUUUAACCCUCAGAAAAUUCCUCAAACUAUUCUUGAUGUUCCUGUGUCUGUAAAGUUGCGAAGUUAUCAACAAGAAGGACUUAAUUGGCUUGAUUUUUUAAAUCGCUGUAAACUGCACGGAGUUCUAUGUGACGAUAUGGGACUAGGUAAAACUUUACAAACUCUAUGCAUAUUAGCUGUAGAUCAUCAUCGUACACCAAACGUACCACCAAGUAUUAUAAUUUGCCCACCGACUCUUAUUGGACAUUGGAUUGGCGAAGUUGAGAAGUUUUUUCAUGAAAGUAAUCUUAGUGCUAUUGCCUACAUGGGAAAUCCUCAAGAACGUGAAAAAUUACGUUGUCAACUGACUAAAUUCAAGUUAGUUGUCUCGAGCUAUGAUGUUAUAAGAAAAGAUAUAUUGUUACUAGAAAAAUGUCAAUGGAACUAUUGCAUUCUGGAUGAAGGACAUAUAAUAAAAAAUAGUAAAACUAAAAUCUCUCAAGCUGUCAAGAAGCUAUGUUCCAAUCAUCGGUUAAUUUUAUCUGGAACACCUAUUCAGAAUAACGUUCUAGAACUUUGGUCAUUAUUUGACUUUCUUAUGCCAGGAUUUCUUGGUUGUGAAAAACAGUUCAUUAAAAAAUAUUCUAAGCCAAUUUUGGCUUGCAAAGAAUCUAAGGCUGGAAAAAAAGAAAAAAAAUCAGCGGUAGAAGCCCUGGAAUCAUUACACCGUCAGGUGUUGCCGUUUCUAUUAAGACGUACCAAAGAAGAUGUUUUGACAGAUCUUCCUCCAAAAAUAACUCAAGAUUAUUUUUGCGAUCUUUCGCCAUUGCAAAAAACGUUAUAUGAAGAUUUUCAAGUAAAAAAUACAAUUUUAGUCAACAAAAUUGACAUAAAUGCUGCAAAAUCUUCUGGACAUAUUUUUAAAGCUUUGAGGUAUCUUAAAAAUGUUUGUAAUCAUCCAAAAUUAGUGUUAACAUCAGAACAUCCUGAGUACAGUAAGAUUCAAAAUCAGUUGAAAAACGUAAAUUCUGAUUUAUCAGAUAUCGAGCAUGCUGCUAAACUACCUGCUUUAAAACAACUAUUACUCGAUUGUGGCAUUGGACAAUCUCAACAAACUAAAGAUUAUCAAAAUUAUUAUAAUUUAACAGAUGAAACACUGUCUGAAUCAAAUUUCCUUUUUGAUAUUGUAAAAAAAAAUCAUUUAGUUGGACAACAUAGAGCAUUGAUUUUUUGCCAAUUAAAAAAUAUGUUGGAUAUAAUAGAAAAAGAUCUAUUUCAAAAACAUCUACCAACCGUUACGUAUAUGCGCAUUGAUGGAAAUGUUUCAAUUGCAGAACGGCAAUCAAUAGUAUCGCGUUUUAACGCAGAUCCUUCUAUUGAUAUAUUACUACUGACAACUCAUGUUGGUGGCUUAGGUUUAAAUUUAACAGGAGCUGAUACUGUUAUUUUCUUUGAGCAUGAUUGGAAUCCAAUGAAAGAUUUACAAGCUAUGGAUAGAGCUCAUCGUAUCGGUCAAAAAAAAGUGGUCAAUGUUUAUAGAUUAAUAACGAAGCAAACAAUUGAAGAGAAAAUUAUGAAUUUACAAAAGUUUAAAUUACAUACCGCUAAAUCUGUAGUGAAUAUUGAAAAUAAAUCCUUGAAAUCAAUGCACAAAGAAGAGAUAUUGGACCUGUUCAAGUUGGAUAAUAGCCGCAAAAAAAAACAAAACACUUGUUCUGAAGAUAACAUCGAUAAUAAAAAUGUAAAUUUAGGUACGAGCAAAUCUGUAUCUGAAUUCUUAUCAACAAUUUCUGAAGGUUAUGAGUAUGAAGAGGAAUAUGAUAUCAAUUCAUACAUUGUAAAUUUUAAAUCAUUUUUGGGAAAAGAUGAUGAAUAA
Molecule: messenger RNA, 5857 nt
Organism: Trichogramma pretiosum
Lineage: Eukaryota; Metazoa; Arthropoda; Insecta; Hymenoptera; Trichogrammatidae
Gene: Hel89B
Product: TATA-binding protein-associated factor 172
Exons: 14
Coding region: 263-5857 (1864 amino acids)
Molecular function (GO): ATP hydrolysis activity; DNA binding; ATP-dependent chromatin remodeler activity
Source: RefSeq, a predicted model, not a curated record